Molecule: messenger RNA, 1386 nt
Organism: Verruconis gallopava
Lineage: Eukaryota; Fungi; Ascomycota; Dothideomycetes; Venturiales; Sympoventuriaceae
Exons: 4
Coding region: 1-1386 (461 amino acids)
Molecular function (GO): nucleic acid binding; zinc ion binding
Source: RefSeq, a predicted model, not a curated record
AUGAAGCACAACAACACCGCACCGCCCAACGCGGCCGGAAGACAUGGGGACGCCCUGGUCCACGAGGUAACCGGGCUCACCAACCUUCGAGAGCGUGUCCUAGAAAUCACGAAGCAGCUCAGCGAUACAUUGCACGUCGUAGAAAGAGAUAAAGAGAUCGAUAGAAAGCAACUAAGCAAAGCUCUCAAGAGCGCGCUACUCGCGCUCGCCAAAAUCAAGGACACCCCUGACGUAGCCACCCUAGAAGAGAAGGCAAAUACACAAGCAGCAGCAACAGCGGGUAAAGAAGCGAAGACAGCGGCGAUUGAGGCAGUCGACAUAGGCAGGACGGUACUCAGAAGCAAAGGGACACAGCAGCAGCAGGCUAUGGCAAGCUAUGCCGCUGUGGCAGCGCAAGGAGCGAUGGCAACAAGUAUAUAUAGCCCACAAAACACAAGACCACCUGCUCAAACGCAUCGUGAGAUCAUCAUGAAUAUUAGAAAUGCACAAACGAUCCUCCACUUGCGGGCCAUGAACCCACGCAACCUGAAAGCCCACGUCAAGCAAGCUAUAGCCCAGGGCGGAGUAACCAACGCAAAGGUCAUACAGUCCGCCCAGGAAUGGGUCACUAGGAUAGGGAACGGAAUGUCAAUACGCCGCCAGACGUACGGUGUUCUCAUACACAGCGUAUAUACUAAAGAUGUAGACAUGGAUAGACUGGACGAGAUCAACGCCGCUAUCUUGAGUGAGAACAAGCCUUUCAUCCCAACAGCAGAAAUCAAAUACAUAGGAUGGCUCAGUCGGAAGGCACAGACCAAGAGGAUGUCCACGCUGGUAAUCGAGUUUACUAAGCCGGAGGAUGCGAAUAAGAUCAUUGAUGAGGGGUUAACAUGGCAGGGGUGCCACCAUGACACCGAGAGAUACGAACGACAAUGCCGCCUGAAGCAAUGCUUCAACUGCCAGAAAUACGGCCACAUAGGAACCCAAUGCAAAGCCAGAACAGCAUGCGGCCACUGCGCGCAAGAACACAACUCCCGGGACUGCCCUUCGAAAGCCGACACACCCAAGAAGUGCGCGGGCUGCAACGGACCGCACGAGUCCUGGAACCGCCAUUGCAAGAUCAGGAAGGAACAGCUUACCAGGACCAAGGCGGCGUACGACAACCGACCCAAGUACCACCCGGUACUAGAGACCCCGAAGCCGGUAGCCCAGGUUGGAAACCCCAUAACCGGAAUGAAGAGACAACGGUUAACGAGGGACCUGACCGCCUCCCAAGCAGGCCGGGCCUCGAAGCAGACCAAUACAGGGCUGGCCAGCGGCGAGGAGAACAAGGAGAACGAAUCGGCGGCAAGCAGCCAGAGGCCGCAACGCGUGAUACAGCCAUCACGUAAGGCGCUGGAGGCGUGA